Cucurbita moschata (crookneck pumpkin) is the source of this 1170-nucleotide messenger RNA. Its product is annotated as GATA transcription factor 4-like. The record is from RefSeq and is a predicted model, not a curated record. Bases 1 to 1038 code for a protein of 345 amino acids. Gene Ontology annotation, molecular function: zinc ion binding; sequence-specific DNA binding. The transcript has 2 exons. Lineage: Eukaryota; Viridiplantae; Streptophyta; Magnoliopsida; Cucurbitales; Cucurbitaceae. Gene Ontology annotation, biological process: regulation of DNA-templated transcription.
AUGCCCAAAACUUUUCAUAUUUGCGUUUACACCCCGCCUCUGCCUUCUCAAAAACCCCCCUUUCCACUCUUCUCUGGCAACUCAAAUUACUCUCCAGUAACUUGCUCUGCGUUAAUGGAGGUGCCCGAGUAUCUUGUCGGUGGCUACUACGGCACCGAGGGCGGUCAAUUUUCGCCGGACAAGCAGAAAUCCGCCGCCGAGCAGUUCGCUGUUGAUGAAUAUUUAUUGGAUUUCUCCAAUGAAGAUAUGGCAAUGCAGAGCGGUUGCUUCGAUAACGUUGCCGGAAAUUGCUGUGAUUCUUCGACGGUGACUGCGAUUGAGAGCUGCAAUUCGUCGGCCUCCAGCGGCGAUAACUUGGUGUUGGGAAAUUUUGGGUCUGGAGGCUUCUGUGAAGCUCAAUUCUCUAACGAACUCUGCAUUCCGUGCGACGAUUUGGCGGAGCUCGAAUGGCUGUCGAAUUUCGUUGAAGGAUCAUUUUCGACGGAGGAGAUUGAGAAGGAUUUUCAGGCGAUUCCAUUUCUCUCCGGGGGGAUCGGUACGGCGGUGACUCUAGAAGCGCCGUCGUCUUCAGGAGAGACGGCGUUUGGUUACGGAAGUGGAAAAACGACAUCGUUUUUUCACGGUGAAGCUCUUACUCUCCCCGGCAAAGCCCGAAGCAAACGAUCACGCGGUUCUCCUUGCGACUGGUCCACGCGCGUCCUCAGGGCGACGGCUCCAGAGGCGGGAAAGUCCGAAAUGACGUCAGGCCGGAAAUGCCAGCAUUGCGCGGCGGAGAAGACGCCGCAGUGGCGGACUGGGCCUAUGGGCCCAAAAACGCUUUGUAAUGCUUGUGGGGUCCGGUAUAAGUCGGGUCGACUGGUACCGGAAUACCGACCUGCUGCGAGCCCGACAUUUAUGUCGACGAAGCACUCGAAUUCUCACCGGAAGGUGAUGGAACUUCGACGGCAAAAUGAGGUAGAACAGUUGGGGAGAUGGAAGGGGGGUGAGGAGUACUUGAUCCACCGCCACAACGGCGGUGAUUUCAGUCGGAUGAUGUAGAAUUUUGCAGUAGAAGGGGCGGGUAGUUUUUAACCCUUCGAAUUCGGUAAUGAUUAUGAUCAUGGUGGGACUGAGUAGAUGAUGUACGGACUGUUUCCAGGCAUCUUUUUUAUGAUAAAUAUAGUUCAUGGG